CAGAAGCAUAUGGAAUAAGUGAACUUGCGAAGAUAUUGCCGAAAAAGUGCUCGUGUGAAGUUCUCCGAAAUACCCUCCUCUGAUUAUUCAGUAUUAAAUACCAUGAAUUAUUUAUGGAAACUGUUUGGAACAUAUCGUGGAGUUUUGUAUGCUCACCCGGUGUACACACAAGCUGUGCAGAGCAGUAUUCUGAUGGGAUUAGGAGACAUAAUAUCUCAAGCUGCAUUUGAGGGUAGAGGGAUUAAAGAUAUUGAUAAAGGACGUGCCAUCAGGUUUGCUGGUAUUGGACUGUUUUUUACUGGUCCAGUUUUACAGUUAUGGUAUAUGAAGUUGGCAAAAUUAAAAGCAAAGUCCUUGUAUGCUGUGACUGCAAAGAAAGUAGUUGCUGAUCAACUGGUUGCAGCCCCAAUGGUCCUGUUUACUAUCAUGUCAUCUGUGUACUUGAUGGAAGGGCAUACUGUUGAACAAACAAAAGAAAAGCUAAAGAAUGAUUACUGUGAGGUACUUCUUACAAACUACAAGGUUUGGCCCUUGGUACAAUUUGUAAAUUUCUCUCUUGUUCCUGUGAACUUCCAAGUGCUUCUUGUUCAAAUAGUGGCUAUUUUCUGGAACACAUAUGUUUCAUUAAAAUCACAUAAGACUGGAGCAAACCAUGAGGAUUGUCCUCUGGCCACUGGUGGUGGCUGGGAAAAUUAUGAUGCCGCAUCUGAAAAGAGCACUGAUGAAACAAAAGAAGGCUCAGCACAAGGGUGAACAAACCUCUGACACAAAAUCUCCUGUGCUGGGCAAUUGACAGGCUCGAGACCCUGGACUUGAUGCAAAUGAAUCAUAAAGAAAAUGAGGCAUAAAGUGAGUGAGUCCAGAAGCAAAUGACCUGAGGUGAUAAAAUACUAAUAACAUCAACAUUAUUCAAUUUAUAGAAGAUUGUAAGAUAUUUAAUAUUUUUUACUGCAGUAAUUAGUCGGUAAUAUGAUAAAAUAAUCAAAAGUCUAACAGAGGUCAUUAUUACUGAUGCAUUAUUCACACUGAAUCCAAAGAUGCCAUCUAAUGCAGUCAGUCUUCUACAUAGUCAAUAAGUGAUCAUAAUGCCCAACAUGACCAUCUUCACAGGUGUCCUAGACAAUUAAAAAGGAAACCUUAAAUGACCUUUGCAUAAAUUAUUUAACUUUUGUUCACAGAUCUAUGCAUAAAAUUAAUUAAGACUUUCCUUUUAUAAUGGCCUGGACAACCUUAAAAAUGGCCAAAACAUUUUGGACAUUAUGAUCUUUUAUUGAUUGAAAGACUAGUUAUGCUAGAUAUUACAUGUGAAUUUAUUGUACUUGGUAAAAAUGACCUCUAUUAUAUCUAAGACCUGUUUGUUACCAUAAACUGAAAAUCCAUUGGCAUGUAAUAAUUUGAUUCAUGAUAUACUGUGCAGAGUGAAAGUAUGCAUGUGUUUUUUCAAAUAGAAUCUGUGAAUGUGACCAGAGAGAACAUGAGUUCACUUCAUUCGUGCAUUACCAAUACUGAUAACAUUUCAAAAUCUCAGGAAUCAUGGACAGUCUACAUGGCAUCUGCAUUAUUUUCAGCUUAUUAAACAGUAUAAUAAAGAAAGAAACAUAAUACCAAAUACUAACUUCACAAUUCAUAUUAAUGCUUCCAACAACAUGUAAUGCAGCACAUGAACAUUUACAGUACAGUCACUAUUUUAGUUGAUUUGUUGUAAGGACUAAAUUUAGUAUAAUUGAAUACAGAAUUUGGUAAAGUUCAUGUGAACUAAUUUAUGGUUCAGCUUACUGUUAGUAUGGAAAUUAUGAAAUUUAAAUACUAAAGAUAAAGCUUUAUAUGCAGGUUUAAAAAAAUUAGAAAGUGUGCUGUGGGGGUUACCUUAUUUUUGUCAUUGCUCCAUUGACAACCCACUUCUUCGGAAAAGUUUGUAAGUCCUGAAAAGGACCGUUGGUUGCUGGGAUGUUUGGCCGGUGAAGUAGCGCUACGUAUGGCAGUAGAGAGAGAUGCUGGUUGCGGUGUGCGGACUGGCCGCUUGAUCACAGUGCGGCAGAUGGUGGAGGUUGCUUGAUCGCUGUGCGGCAGCUGCUGAUGGAAGUCUGGUCGUCGAGCGCGGUCGCUGGAGUGGAGAGGCGGUAGCUACGCCAGAUGCCCAGUGAGUUGGGCAUGACCGCCAGUGAGCUGAGGCAGCCCAGUGAGUCGGGCAUGCCAGUGGAGAGGUGGGGCGGCCAUUCCUGGCACAAUGCAGAGCCGAAGACUCCGAAGACCGAGUGCUGGCGAUGAAGUGUGCUGGUUGAUGUUGCCUGAUCGAAGUCUGCUCGUUGACUGAUGGUAGACAGAUGGCUGACUGAUGCUGCCGGUUUGGAGCUGCUCCUUUUUAUACAAGCGUGAAUGAGGAGAGCAAAUUUGCUGAGCGCUGAUUGGCUAGCGCGCGUAAUGAUGUGGAUGCAGGCUAGCAGCCAGCGCUGUAUAAAUGCGAACGUUGGAGGCAAUUUGAUUGGUUAGCACGCAUGAUGGUGAAAAGUGAGUUGAAUGGUGAGCAUUGUAGAAACAGCUCGAUAUGUGGUAUGUUCCCACAGUGCAGAAUAAGUUGUUGAAACACUCCAGUAUUCUAAUUCAUAAUUGUGUCGUGCUCUGUUGUGUCAGAAUGUAAUUUUACUUUAUAGUGUGGAUAACAAUGUUGUGUCUGACAAUGUAGACAUACAUUUUAGUAGCUGAUAGAACAAAAGAAGGAAAUGCAGUCUUUGGAGUGAUGUUAUAAAAUCAAGUUUUUUUUUAUUUGUGAUGUGCAUCUGCUGUGUAGAAGCCUAUAUAUUAUUAUGCUACUUAUGUAGUACAUUCAUUUCUGAAAGAAAACAGCAUUUUCAAAACUGGAUCUUUAUCCACCCUUUGAUGAAACAUUAGGAAGGCACAUACUCGGAGCUGAUCUCAGAUCAGUUGACAACCAUGCACUUGGAUCAGGUUUUGCCAGUGGGGGAUAAUAAGAAAAGUUACAGUAUUAAUUGAAAAAUAUUCAUAUGUACCUGAAAUUAACACAUAAAGGAAGUAAAAAAAUAAAUCCAUUAAA
Molecule: messenger RNA, 3052 nt
Organism: Cryptotermes secundus
Lineage: Eukaryota; Metazoa; Arthropoda; Insecta; Blattodea; Kalotermitidae
Gene: Mpv17
Product: protein Mpv17
Exons: 6
Coding region: 103-753 (216 amino acids)
Cellular component (GO): membrane; cytoplasm
Source: RefSeq, a predicted model, not a curated record